Molecule: messenger RNA, 4158 nt
Organism: Hylaeus anthracinus
Lineage: Eukaryota; Metazoa; Arthropoda; Insecta; Hymenoptera; Colletidae
Product: M-phase inducer phosphatase-like
Exons: 5
Coding region: 472-2421 (649 amino acids)
Biological process (GO): positive regulation of G2/M transition of mitotic cell cycle; G2/M transition of mitotic cell cycle; protein dephosphorylation
Cellular component (GO): cytoplasm; nucleus
Molecular function (GO): protein tyrosine phosphatase activity
Source: RefSeq, a predicted model, not a curated record
AUUUUCGGCGGGCUGCCGUGAUUGUUCAGCUCGACCCAAGUCAACGUAAUUUGACUCGUAUUAUCGUAAUUAACUCUGCAAGAUCGAAUUUCUGACAGUUAUUUUCGGUAUGUUGACUUGAUACGUCGAAAAAAACAUUUAAAAGUGCUAUCGAUAGAAAUUACUUUUUUAAGUCUGUGUUGAUAGUUACAUUCGUAAAAUAUUGGCGUCAUAGAAGAAAGGUCACCGAAAGGAGCCUUUGAGUAAUAAUCGCCGAAUUUCGACGCAAGAUCUUGCGCAUGAACUCUACGCCUCCCCUCCCAACCAUCUAUCAAUUUCUUAUCUCCUUGCCCCAAUCGCACGCGGCGUUGGGUCGCGACGAAGGCGAAUUGGCAUUAAUCGAAAAGGGAUUUUGCAAAAUAUUCAUGACAAGUUGUAUCUCGGAGCUUCUCGAGUUCGACGAAGAGACAAUUCCAAGUGCGAGGGAACACGAUGUCCGGGUUUCAACGAAUGACAAUAUUAUCGUGCAUCGCUGAAAGUGAGGAAAGUCCGAAAGAGAGUCAAGACGAAGCGUCUUCGAUGCUAGUGUCACCAAUCUCUGGAAUCGUUAACAAAUUGAUGAACUCGUCGCUUUCGGGAAGCUGUUCGAAACGUAGCAGAAACGAUGCUGAAGGGUGUCACGAUGCCUCUCCUUGCAAGCGCCCAGAUCGUCGCACCAACGACGGGCUUUUCAAAAAUGCCUUCAAAUUCAAAAGUACACCCGAAAGCACGGUGAAAUCCAGACCGAAGGCACGUCGACUUCUCGGCAUGGCGUCGCGACGCUGUACCAGUCCAGAGCCAGUGUCGCCAUCUGCUGACAAGGAGAACAGCUUUGUCUCUUGCAGCCCUCGCGCCAGCAGUCCUCAAAAGAUUGUCGGCGGAAAGAGAUGUCGUUAUCCGCUGGAGGACUACGACCCGAACAGUCAGGACAGCGGUUACGAAGCGAGCUAUCCCGAGAGGGACGGAAAGCCACGCGAUGGAUUUCAAUUCGUCGAGCCCCUGGCCGUUGCUCCCCGUCGUAUGUCAAUCGAACGCAGUCCUAUGGCAUCUCCGGUCAGAUCUUCGCCUCAGCGAACGCGCGCCGCUCGAUCGUCCCUCUUUCGUAGCGUUUCAUCUGGCUACGAGAGCAUGGACGACGGUUUCAACGAUCUGAUCGACAUGGAGGCUCUAGACGACACGACGCAAUUGCCCAAUGGCAUCUCGACCCUUCUCAGCGGCGAUAUCGUUGGCAACGUCACCCUGAUCGACGCCACCAGCCACAAGAUCGACACGAGCAGCCCCAGCACACCAGAAUUCCCUCGUACCAACCGAAACGGUAACUUCAGACGAUCCUUAUCGCUGCAGAACGAAAGACCAGAAAUACGCAAGAACUCGACGCUCUCGAAAGUACGUUCCUGCUUGUUUCGUUCUCCAAAAGCCUCACCCGAAGCGAGUCCAAGUCUCGAGGACAGCCCGUUCUCGAGAACAACGGUGUCCACGAUUCGUCGUCAACGGAUCUACCGCGACGAGAAUGCUACUAGCAGCACCGACUUCGAUUCACCGUUAUCCGUCAGGACGUUCAAACGACCCGAUCCACCCAUGGACGAUAGUCCAAAACUAGUCAAGAGGUCGCGAAGAUCGAGCACCAGCUUUCUGGACGCGAUCAGGGAGUGCACCAGCACCGAUACACCAGCCUUGAAUCCAAGGAUCGCACCCGUACCUUUGCAGAGAAGCUUGUCUGAAACGGCCACCACGAUGACAAAGACGGAAGCGCACGCACUGAUCAAGUCGGCUAUCCAUCGCAGCAUCACCGACGCAGACCUGACGGGUGACUUCAGCAAACCCUGCGUUCUUCCGUUGGCUACUGGCCAACACGAAGACCUGAAGUCGAUAUCCACAGAAACCUUGGCUGCUCUCAUUCGCGGAGAUUUCAGGGAUCGUAUCGGUACGUUUCAGAUAGUCGACUGUCGUUACCCUUACGAGUACGACGCUGGACACAUUCAAGGCGCGCAGAAUCUGUACAGCAAGGACUUGAUCGAGAGAAUCCUGCUGGAUCCUAUCACCAGCACACCAGCAAUCGAACCUGAUUCGAACAAAAGAAACAUCUUGGUGUUCCAUUGCGAAUUCUCGUGGGAGCGUGGACCAAACCUAUCGCGAUUCCUGCGAAACUUGGAUCGACAACGAAACAAGGAACACUAUCCUGCUCUGCAUUACCCAGAGGUUUACCUGUUGCACGGUGGUUACGAGCAAUUUUACAGGGAACAGAAAACGCUGUGCACGCCGCAGGGUUACAGGCCCAUGAGACAUCCCGACAACGAGGCGGAUCUCAGACAGUUCCGAAGCAAAAGCAAAAGCUGGCAAGGUGAAAAACUCAGAAUCACGGGUACCGUGACACGGUCCAACUUGAAGCGUUUAGGUUUUUAAUUCUCGUCAAGUUUCGCGUCAUUUCUUGUCAGCUUUCGUUCUAUAUCUUCACGAUUCGGUGAUCGAAGCGUAUCGAAACGCGUAAACGUGCAAAUCACGAAUAGACGACGGUCGGGAGGCGUUUUUUAUACUUGUGUUGGUCGUAGAGAUGUUCGAUUCUUGUAACAAUAUCUAUUCUGUAAUCGAUUUUCAAGCAAAGUGACUAGAAUCGUUUCGCUAAAGAAUCAAGUUUAACAAAAUUAAUUCGCAAAAUCGUUGCUACCUAUAGCUAGCGUAUAAUUACCUAUUGUCCUGUUUAGAAAGUUUACGACCUAGAUUAGGCUCACGCUAGUGCAUACUGUUACUCGGUACACCGUAGCCUUGUUGAGCAUAGUAAGUAAACAAUCAACAACACUGUUAAUAGGUUUUAGUAGACACUGAAAUUGAGGUCUACGGAAAGAGCCUUGAGGAUGAAUUAAUUUUUUAAUUUAAUCGUAAUAUGUUGGCGUAUAUGUAUAUGGCCAAGAAUUAAUUUCUUCUUUGAAACAAAAUCAAAUUCAUGCAAUAAUGCUACGUACUUUCAAAAAUUGAUUGCGUAUGUCCAGUGAGGCAGACGGUAGAAGCUCCAGUCAAAAUUUUUGCUUCUACCGCGAUUCUUAACUGAAAUAAUCGACUCAAAAUAGUGGCUUCGUGAAAGAUCGAUUUUCUAGAAAAAAUUUCUUUCUAGAUCUUCUACAUUCGGUGUCGAACAUUUCUAGUUGCUCUCUAGCACUCGUGCGUACGUUCUCGUACCUUUGUAUUGUAAAUAGCUUGUCUGGCACUAGUACGCUUACUCUCUUAGUGAAUUAAUUCUAGUACAAGGAAACGAAAAGCGCUUAUUUUCAUCGACGAACGACGCGACGGCAUCGUUAAAAGUUGCGCGCGGACGCGAUGCGCGAAAUAACAUUUAAUCUUGUAUAAAAGUAUCGUCAAAUAAUUUUCGCUGUUCGCGCGCAACAAACGUAACGGCGAUGAAUGAUCAGACAUGAGCAAAAUUGUAUUCGAAUAAUAGAUGACGAAUAAGACGAACGUAUGUAGCUAUUCAUUCGAUCUAGCAAUUAAACUUUUCUUUUCGUUCCAAGUGAGAUAGAUUUUCUAUGAUACAAGUUUUUAUUUUUAUUCAAAAAGAAAAAACGAUUCGAAAAUCUUUCGUUAUUCGAAAUUGUUAUCCAGAUAAGAAUUUUGUUCAUCUCUGUGGAGGAUGGAGGUGAAGCGAGCACGUAUAAGAUCGCAAAAGGAGGCCAAUCGGUACAAAUAGUAAUCUACUCUUGGGCAGGCUUCCCAUUCUAUGCAUUGUACAGCCAAACUCUGCAGAUUUUUGUGAUCUUAUUAAUGUUUGUGCCCCACUUGCUAUGUACGCAAAAUCUGCCGCGUGAAAUUCCAUUAUUCGCAACUUCGUCGCCGUUUUCGAGGCACUGCAUCGCCAAAGUUUAGCGUGUCUGCGCACACGCGUAGAGAAAAUAUUUUUGGACAGUUUAUAUUAAGUAAGACGCGGGGAAAUCAUUUAUAAAGAGAGAAUUAAAAUUAUUUGAUAUGUGCAAAUUUCAUCUUAUGUAUGUCUGUACGAAUGAAGGAAUGAAUGGAUAGAUGGAUGGAGGAUUGGAUGGAUGAUGUAUCAACGCAUACACAUAUGUAUUAUAAAAAUGAUCAUUCGUUAUAUAUGUCCUUAGUCUAUAAUAUACUUUUCGUACAGUUGAAACUGAUGCGUGUUUAUUGUUU